AUUAGGAACUUGAAAUGAGAAGCAAACCAAACACACACACUGAGCUUCUCCCUUCCUCUCACUCUGUUCGAUCCCAAAACCAGAGCGCGUCAACGACUUUCAAGUCCUCUCUGCUUCUUCCAUGGCUCCGAAGCCCAUCACCAGUCCUGUGCCGGACGCGUGGUACCCAACCCUAGCCGUCGUCAUGCUCUCCCUCGGCCUCCUCUUCACCGCUUCCUUCUUUAUCUAUGAAGCGACCUCUUCCAGGAAAAGCCGCAGUCUUGCGAAGGAGCUUACUACAGGAACUGUGGCUUCUGUCUUCUUGGGUUUUGGAUCCUUGUUCUUACUGCUUGCUUCGGGUGUUUAUGUUUAAGACUCUGAGUUGGUGAAAUUUUGUCAAGAAAGACUAGAUUUACCUGAUGGAUGAUAUUAAUGACAUUGUUAGUCACCUUAUCGUAUCUUAAAUUAGACAAAUUUCAAUAUACUGGUACAUUUUGCGUU
Messenger RNA from Argentina anserina (silverweed cinquefoil), 480 nucleotides. RefSeq lists its product as uncharacterized. The coding region runs from base 122 to 352 and encodes 76 amino acids. NCBI's taxonomy places the organism in Eukaryota, Viridiplantae, Streptophyta, Magnoliopsida, Rosales, Rosaceae. Gene Ontology annotation, biological process: protein N-linked glycosylation. The record is from RefSeq and is a predicted model, not a curated record. Gene Ontology annotation, cellular component: membrane-bounded organelle. The transcript has 4 exons.